This is a messenger RNA of Formica exsecta, 4034 nucleotides long. RefSeq lists its product as uncharacterized. Gene Ontology annotation, molecular function: alpha-1,4-N-acetylgalactosaminyltransferase activity; hydrolase activity. The record is from RefSeq and is a predicted model, not a curated record. The transcript has 11 exons. NCBI's taxonomy places the organism in Eukaryota, Metazoa, Arthropoda, Insecta, Hymenoptera, Formicidae. The coding region runs from base 925 to 3642 and encodes 905 amino acids. Gene Ontology annotation, biological process: glycosphingolipid biosynthetic process.
CUCGAUCUGUGUCCAUCGACGAAGUCGUUUCAAGUAGUCGUGAUAUGUGAUCACGUCGGGAAGGACAUCUGUCUUUGUGCAAACAGUAUUAUUGUACUUAUCGCGGCCUCGAUUCGUUUCAUUCCUGAAAAUCCGUCAUGAAUCACGUCGAUUGUCAGCGAGACGAUCGAUACGGGUGGCGGAAAGAAGUAUACGAGGGUGAAAAUAUCCUGACGUGUAUGUCAUGCGACCGAGUUCAGCAAUAACCCUCCGGAACUUUCCGGGGGAAGAAACGUCGCCGAAUCAUUGACGACGAUAAUGAACAUAAUCAGUAACGAUCAAUUAACUUGAUAUCAUCUUGUGGCAAUAUUCCGCAUAUCAGUCGACGGCAAAGCCGGCGACAGCGACGUUCACGGCUGUCGCAUAAAAGUACUGUACGAUAGUAUUGAGUAUUAAUAGACAUGAGCGAGUACUCUCGCUGUCUCGAGCUCUACUCUCGGAACAAAAUAUUAUCUAUUUUUUCUUAACGCAUUCGAAGUUCUAUUCUAGUGCGAGAUUUCACACGCGAAACGACGCGUUCCAAAUGGAAAAAAGAGGAACAAAAAUUCGGGAAACGAUCGACAUUUCAUAUGUAAUUAACGGAUUUAAUCUUUGUCUCAUCGCGAGAUUCUGUAACAUAGCGUGACGUGACGCAAGACAGGAAAAGCAAACGCGCGAUUUCGUUACAUGAAUACAAAUAUACUACGUGUCAUAAGUAUUAAAUAUCGUAUGGUAAAACGAAGAGAAAAAAAAAUAAUAGCGCAUCGUAUAUUGUAUAUCACAUUUCUAUUGGAACGUGAUGAUUGGAGGCCGACUCUUAUUACCGGACGACACAAGAGAGAUUUAUGUGAAGAUAAAAACGAAGAGACAAGCUUAUGAACGAGCGCUGUGAACCAGCGCAACUCAAUGAAAAUAUUCGCAAACAUGAAAAAGAGAUUACUGUUAUGCGGCUUCGCCUUCGCCGUCGUGCUCCUCAUCCUCAUGAUCUCGACUGAGAACAACAUCAUCCAAAGGAUACCUUUCCUCGACGUGUCGACGAUCAACGAUAUCAGAUGCUAUGAUGAAACCUCGUCCGCAGAUGGCAUCUAUGAUUUCGAUCCAGAAUCAAACGUCGACAAACCAACACCAGGAAGGAACAUCUUCUUCCACGAGACUUCCUGCUUCGGUGAGGAGGGUUUCGUGCUGAACGCCCGGCAAGCCUGCGCCGUGGAAUCUGCGGCGCGGAUGAACCCGACGAUGACCGUGUAUUUACUGUUCGUCAGUAAAUCCGAAUUCUCCAACAGCACGCACGAGAUCAUCAGGCACCUGCUCAAUUAUCGUAAUAUCAAGAUCCGGCACAUCUAUCCGGAUAGAUACGUGAAGGGCACGCCGUUGGAGGCAUGGUACACCAGCGGCGCGCUGAAGAAGAGCCACUGGCCCGUCAGCCACAUGUCCGAUAUGCUGCGUUAUUUGACUCUGUGGAAGUACGGCGGUAUCUACCUCGACCUGGACGUGGUGGUCACCAGUUCGCUCGAAAAUCUGACGAAUUUCGCCGGUGCCGAGGAUUGGGACGAUGUCGCCGCCGGUGUCAUGGGCUUCGACAUGUCGGAGCUUGGUCGACGCGUGGCUGAUGCCUGCGUGCGCGAUCUCAAGAAGAACUUCCGCGGCGAUGUCUGGGGCAACAACGGACCCGGGGUUAUCACGAGGACUUUGCAGAAGCUUUGUGGGACAAUAAAUGCGCGCGAUAUGACGACCGACCGUUGCCGCGGUUUUACGGUAUAUCCGCCGUCGGUCUUUUAUCCGAUUCACUAUAAGAAAUGGAGGAAAUAUUUCGACACGAAGGACAGUAAUGCGACGUUGAAGAUACUGAGCAAGGCGAAGGCUAUUCACGUGUGGAACAAGUUGAGUAAAGCUGAACAGGUGCGAGUGAACAGUCACGUGCCGUACGCCAUUGUUGCGCGGAAUUAUUGUCCUUACGUUUUCGACAACUGUGAUACAGAAAUGCUGAUACCAAGUAGAUGCAUAUUCUUUCACAAGACCAGUUGUUCACCGCCAUAUCUCACUUCUCGACAAGCGUGCGCCGUAGAAUCGGCAGCCAGGAACAACCGCAAUUUGAAUGUCUUCGUGCUUUUCUUCGCAACCGGCCAGUUUUCUGAGACAUCCCAAGCGUUCGUCGAUAUCUUGCAAACAUACGAUAAUGUGUACAUAAGGAGAGUACGUUUGUCGAGAUACGUUAUCGAUACGCCGUUAGAGAACUGGUUUUUGAUAAACCUUGGAGAAUUUUCAGAAAAUCACGAUUGGCUGUACAAAGGCUUUCACGAUUAUAUCCGGAUGUUGACAUUGUGGAAGUUCGGCGGCGUGGUUUUGAAUCUGAACAGCAUAGUGCUGACAUCUUUGGACGAGUUGACUACUUUCGCGGGUGUGCAAGAUAACCGGAAUACGGACGUCGGUGUAUUUGGCGUCGAUACGAGUACGAAUUUUGGCAAAAACUUUGUCAACGCAUGUAUAGAAGUUAUUAAAAAUAUCAACCCGGACAGCUAUUCACGAUACAAUAUCACAAGAGUUAUAACUGAAGUCCUGCAAGAACUCUGUUAUCAGCGAGACAACAAAGAAUGUCGGCAGUUCACGAUUUAUCCACCGGAGAAAUUCUAUCCUAUGCUUCCUUAUUCACGAAAUGUGGACGAAAUGAAGAUAAUGAAAAACGCAACGACGAUUCAUUUGUGGACAGAUCACAACCGGAACAUUAAAACGGACGCUGUGGCAAUUUACAGAAUGACCGUUAAACAGCAUUGCCCGAAGAUAUACGACACGCAUCACGGACAAUUGGACGUGUUGAAAACCGCAAUGGCUAAGCAAAUCUUCAAGGGUCGUGACGAUCAAUACAACGGUGUCACGAUCGAUUCGAUCGAGGAGGCCUGUGACAGUAAAAUAUUCGCUCAGCGCCUCAAAGAUUCUCUAGAGCAAUGGACUAAGGAUAAAAAACGCGCUGUUUGGUUUCGCGUACAUUUAUCGAACACGGAAUGGGUUCCGAUAUUAACAGGACAGGGAUUUAUCUUUCAUCAUGCAAAAGAAGGAUAUGUCAUGCUAUAUCGUUGGCUGCCCAACGAUGAAGAGUGCAAUAUUCCAAGAUACGCACAUACAUUCUUAGGUGUUGGUGCAUUUGUAUUCAACAAGGAUACUAAUGAAAUCCUUGUCAUUAAAGAGAAAUAUGGUCUCAGUAAAGCCUGGAAGCUUCCAGGUGGCUAUGUAGAGCCAGGAGAAGAUAUUGAAGUAGCAGCCAAAAGAGAAGUUUUUGAGGAAACGGGAAUUCAGGCAGACUUCAAGUGCCUUGUAUCUUUUAGACAUGGACACGAUUAUUUAUUUGGAUGCUCGGAUAUAUACAUGAUUGCAUAUCUAACUCCUCAAAAUUUUAGGAUUCAAAAAUGUAAGAGGGAAAUUUCAGAAUGCAGAUGGAUGAAGUUGACUGAAUUCAUGCAGCAUCCAGAAGUACAUGCAAAUAAUAAAACUCUAGCGGAAAAAAUAGUAGAUUUUUUGCGACAUGAAAUGGGCAUGGUUGCAAAUUAUGGGAUACACCCUAUUUCCAAAAAACAGAUAUGUGUGUACAGUGUAGAAAACAUAGAUGUUGGAGCUACAUUUGUAGAAUAAGCUAUUUUCUAUGCAGAAAAGAGAGAUAUAUUUAUAUAUAUAAAAUGAAAUCGAAAUUUUAAUAACAAUGAUGCAUAUAAAGAGGCAUUGUUACAGCCAUAUGAGCAAACGUACAAAAUAAUAAUUUAGAUAACAUAGCUAAAUACUGUAUAUAUAAUAUUGUUAUUAAAUAAUGUUAUAAAUUAAUGACGAGAUUUUUUCAUUAAUAAAUUAUAUUAAUAUCAACAAAAAUAAAUUUACGUAUACUUAUUUUAUACUAUACCUACAUAUAUCACAACAAGAAUCGAAUCUUGCGUUAUAGUAUAUAAACAUCCUCUGAUUAAUCUUAAAGUGUCGUUAAAUAAGCUGCCUUAAAUCACAAUUAUUCUUAAAGUGUCGUUAAAUAAGCUGCC